Erythranthe guttata (spotted monkey flower) is the source of this 3416-nucleotide messenger RNA. RefSeq names its product Beta-glucosidase, GBA2 type family protein. NCBI's taxonomy places the organism in Eukaryota, Viridiplantae, Streptophyta, Magnoliopsida, Lamiales, Phrymaceae. Gene Ontology annotation, biological process: glucosylceramide catabolic process; carbohydrate metabolic process. Gene Ontology annotation, cellular component: membrane. The record is from RefSeq and is a predicted model, not a curated record. Gene Ontology annotation, molecular function: glucosylceramidase activity; beta-glucosidase activity.
AGAUUCUGAAUUUGAUUGGCGGAUGGUUUCUGCAAGUGGAUUAGCUUUAAAGAUUGAAUUUUUAGGGAGGAUUUGACGCUAAGUUUUUUGAGGGUUUUUGUUUUUCUUGAUUAUAUAUAUAUAUAGUCUACAUAUAAGUAGUUAUAACAAGUCUUUUUAGUUUUGGGGCAUUUGGGUUUCUGAGUAUUUUGAUUAAAAACCCAAUCUUUAGCCCUUCAAUAUAUAUAUUCGCAAAUUGAAGAUGGUGAGUGGGAAUUUGUUUCAUUUUAGAAAGAAUUCUUGGCCGCCCGAAGAGUACAUAACUCGAACAACUUUGCAGUUGUUUGAUUUUGAAAGUGCCGCCCCUCCCGAGCAAGCUUUGAGAAGGAAAUUAAAUAGCCAUGCUAGUAUUCUUAAAGAAUUCAGCAUCACCUUUACCGAAGCCAUUAAAAUGGUUCGGCUCGGAAUACGCCUAUGGCAUUACAUACGGGAAGAAGCAUCUCAAGGAAGAAAAGCACCAAUAGAUCCUUUUACUCGAGAAAGUUGCAAACCCUCUGCAACACAAGGAGUUCCACUCGGUGGAAUGGGAAGUGGUAGCAUAUCGAGAGGUUUCCGUGGGGAAUUCAGACAUUUCCAAAUACUUCCUGGUACAUGCGAGACUUCGCCUGUCAUGGCCAAUCAAUUCUCUAUUUUUAUAUCUCGAGAUGGAGGGAACAAAAAAUACGCAUCUGUUCUAGCUCCCGGCCAGCACGAAGGUUUAGGGAAAUCGACUGAUCAUGGUAUAUCAUCAUGGGGUUGGAACUUGAACGGUCAGCAUUCGACGUACCAUGCACUGUUUCCGAGGGCUUGGACUAUAUAUGAUGGUGAACCGGACCCAGAAUUGAAAAUAUCUUGUCGACAGAUAUCACCAUUUAUACCGAAUAAUUAUCGGGAGAGCAGUCUUCCGACUGCUGUAUUUGUUUACACUUUGGUAAAUACGGGAAAGGAGAGGGCAAAAGUCAGCCUUCUUUUUACGUGGGCGAAUUCAAUUGGAGGUAUAUCGCAUCUAUCGGGAAAUCAUGUGAACGAGCCAUUUAUCGGUGAAGAUGGAGUAUCGGGAGUGCUACUGCAUCACAAGACCGCGAAAAACAACCCUCCCGUGACGUACGCAAUAGCCGCAUGCGAAACUCAGAACGUGAGCGUGUCGGUUUUACCCUGUUUCGGUCUGAACGAAGGAAGCGGCGUAACUGCAAAAAACAUGUGGGCUACGAUGGUGCAGGAUGGGCAAUUCGAUCGAGAGAAUUACAACAAAGGACCCAGUAUGCCUUCAUCGCCUGGAGAAACGCACUGCGCUGCUGUUUCCGCUACUGCAUGGGUCGAACCUCACGGCAAGUGCACUGUUGCAUUUUCCGUCGCCUGGUCGUCUCCCAAGAUUAAAUUCUGUAAAGGAAAAUCGUACAAUAGGAGGUACACUAAAUACUACGGCACUUCGAAAAUGGCGGCUAAGGACUUGGUGCACGAUUCUCUUACAAAUUAUAUGUUAUGGGAGGAAGAGAUUGAAAAAUGGCAGAACCCUGUUCUUAGAGACGACGGUUUGCCCGAAUGGUACAAAUUUACUCUGUUCAACGAGCUUUAUUUUCUAGUUGCUGGAGGGACAGUUUGGAUUGACUCGGAUUCCCCAGCUGAAAAUUCGAGUGGUAUCAAGUCAAUAAUCGCGGAUAGCACGAAAUCGAAUAAAACCGAAGCAAGCGUAGUUCAUAGAACAGCACUAAACGGUUCCGAUACUUCCGCAGAUGAUCCUUCUAGAAGCGCCUCGGAAGAAGAAGGAGAAGAAUCCGACACUUUCGAAAACUGCGCUGUAAAUAGCAACUCGGCGGGGCCCACAAACAAUGACGACCACGACGACGUGGGUAGGUUCCUCUACCUCGAGGGUGUAGAGUACAUAAUGUGGUGCACGUACGACGUACACUUCUACGCCUCGUUCGCCCUUCUAGAACUCUUCCCCCAAAUCGAACUCUCCAUCCAGCGCGACUUCGCAAGAGCCGUUUUAUCCGAAGACACGAGAAAAGUCAAAUUCCUGGCCGAGGGCAAUUCCGGAAUACGAAAAGUCAAGGGGGCGGUCCCGCACGACCUCGGGAUGCACGACCCUUGGCACGAGAUGAACGCUUACAACAUACACGAUACAAGCCGAUGGAAGGAUUUAAACCCUAAAUUCGUCCUCCAAGUUUACCGGGACUUUGCCGCCACCGGAAACCUCUCCUUUGCCGCCCAAGUCUAUCCGGCCGUUUGUGCCGCCAUCGACUACAUGGACCAGUUUGACCGCGACAACGACGGGUUAAUCGAAAACGACGGCUUCCCGGACCAAACCUACGACACGUGGACGGUCCACGGUGUAAGCGCGUACUGCGGGUCCCUCUGGCUAGCGGCACUACAGGCGGCUGCCGCCAUGGCGCUCCAGCUAGGCGACCAAUCGUUUGCCGACAAGUGCACCCACAAGUUUGUAAAGGGAAAGGCCGUCUUCGAGGAGAAGUUGUGGAAUGGGGAGUAUUUUAAUUACGACAGCGGGUCGAGCGGGAAUAGUAAAUCGAUUCAGGCGGACCAGCUGGCGGGGCAGUGGUACACGGCGGCGUCGGGGUUGCCGGAUCUUUUCUCCGGCGAGAAGAUUAGUAGCGCGCUGCAGAAGAUUUACGAUUUUAAUGUGAUGAAGGUGAGGGGGGGCAGGAUGGGGGCGGUGAACGGGAUGCACCCUAACGGUAAGGUGGACGAGACUUGCAUGCAGUCGCGCGAGAUUUGGACAGGUGUCACUUACGGGGCUGCCGCUACGAUGAUUCAUGCUGGGAUGAAGGAGCAGGCUUUUGCUACUGCCGAGGGGAUUUUUACUGCUGGAUGGUCUGAAGAAGGAUUCGGAUACGCGUUCCAAACUCCGGAAGGUUGGACGAUGGACGGGCACUUUCGAUCUCUAAUAUAUAUGAGGCCGCUUUCUAUAUGGGGAAUGCAGUGGGCCCUAUCAACUUCUAAAACUAUACUAAAGCCCCCACAAAUACAUUUAAUGGACCGAACACCCCACGUUGUAAAUUCUUCUCACAACGAAGCCGGUGUUAAGAAGAUUGCAACCAAAGCAAAGUGCUUCGGCAAUGCGGUUUUCCACUGUUCGUGCUAACCACCACCUUUUUUCGUGUUAAGAGUUUUUUCGGAGGAUUUUUCUGUUUGAUUCUUCGAAUCGAAGUUUCUCGAAGGGAAGUGAGAGAUGGUGAAUCGAUAUGUUGUGUUAUGUGAUAGAUAUUUUCGUGUUGAAGUGUAAAUUUAUUCGUUUUCUUUCGCGUUUGUAAAGAUGUAUUCCACUUCGAAACUGGCUAAUAAUUUGAUGCAUUGUGGGUAAUAAGGUUAAUUAUAAGCCAAAUGAGUUUUUAUUUAUUAAGAUAUUUUGGUAAUUGUAUAAGCAAUCAUUUUCGAUUUCA